Messenger RNA from Helobdella robusta, 1203 nucleotides. RefSeq lists its product as hypothetical. The transcript is spliced from 9 exons. The record is from RefSeq and is a predicted model, not a curated record. Gene Ontology annotation, molecular function: protein binding. The coding region runs from base 1 to 1203 and encodes 400 amino acids. Lineage: Eukaryota; Metazoa; Annelida; Clitellata; Rhynchobdellida; Glossiphoniidae.
AUGUAUAGAAAUGCAAAAAGUCAAACUAAACUUGAAAUUAGCAAAACUUCAAAAAGUUACACCACCAGCAAAUCAAAAAUUAGCGACAACAUUCAAUCCAGUCUAAGUAAAACCUCGAAAGAGGCUAAGCCGUGGUACAGUUGCAUGUUUCAAAAAGUUUACAGAGAAGAUUUAGACGGAGCGGGUUUGAAAGCAUUAACGUACGGAGCUGACAGGAUGGAUAAUCAGUUAAAGGCAAACAGUGGCUCCUUAUCAUCUCCAGCCUCUCCCUACAUCACCGGGAAAUCAAACUUCAAAUCAUCAUCAUAUUCAUCCUCAUCUUUCAUCUCAUCAUCUUCAUCCUUCUCUUCAUCAUCAUCGGCAUCAUCCUUUUCAACGUGUUCUAAAUCUUUGAUUCAAUCCUACGAAAAGAGACACGCAUCAUCCCAGUCAGCAGUGGGUAUCAACUUUAACAGGUCUGCCAAGGGUAACGCCCCGGUAGAGAGCCAUCCAACAAACAACUACUUAUGUGCUGGCGCUAAAAUCAAUUCAGAAAUUAAAUUCAAUAAAAAUAACUCUACCCAAAAAGCAAUUGGUGGUGGAAAAAAUGACGUUGAUGAUGUUGUUGUUUGUGGUAGAGGUAGUGGUAGUGUUGAGAGAGUUGAAAUCUUUGUCAACAAACCUGAUAAGAUGCAUCUUGACGCCUUUGAUAACUCGGUUGAUUUCAAAUUUGGUUCUCUCGAGAGUGAGUUUAAAAAGUUGCACGUGGAAAAUGUUGGUGUUAGCCUGCCUGGGAAUGGGAUGCACUGUACUGAUAAAGCAUACAAGUGCGUUGUGGGUCAGUGCAAUUGUCAGCUGGAUGAUUUCAGGGAAUGUUACGAUGAAAAAAGUUACACCAGCAACAUAAAACCCGUUGAGGUAGGACAAACCUUGGAUGCAACUGGAGGUCUUGGAAAAGCUCUCAAUGACUACGUUGCCCAAUCCUCGUCCGAGUUGUCCUUCAAGACGAGCAAUUACCUAACUCUACUAAAUCAAGUCAAUGAAGAUUGGUUCGAGGCCACUCUUGGGCUCAAAAGGGGCUUGGUCCCAAAAAAAUAUAUCACAAUCCUUAGAGAGCCUCAACCAUCUCGUACCCAAUCUUAUCGGCAGGACAUCCCUAUUCCAAAACUAAUCGGAUCCGGAACAAAAUUGAUCAAGGAGAUUGUGAACGUCAAGGUUUGCUGA